GUUUUCCACAUCAACCCACUUAUUCCGACUGCUUGAUACUCUCUGCUGGCGUCUGACGACCAUCUUCUUAGCAUCUCAUCGAUACUGGAGUACCAGGUAGUGACACAGCUUCGCCAUGAGACUAUCGAUAUACACAACGGCAGCGGCGCUGUUCGCAAACACCAUGGCAGCACCGACAUCGAAGCUUGACAGCAUGGCAGCACCGACAUCGAAGCUUGACAGUUCAGCCACCACAUCUGCACAUUUUGGGAGCGAGAUGGUAAGGAGAGACGGCGGAGAUGGCAAGUACUUUCACGAGCCCGGAGGCGAUAAUACGCUCGGCCAUUAUGACAAACGCUACUUUCACGGCGUGGUCUCAGACGAAGAACGAAGAGACACACAAAAGCACAUGGUGCGCGCGUAUCUCGACUUCUUCCGCUUGAACGAUCUUGACACAUGGAUUGCCCACGGGACGUUGCUUGGGUGGUGGUGGAAUGGCCAGCGUUUACCGUGGGACUUCGAUCUCGACACCCAAGUUAGCGGCGCCACCCUUCACCAUCUCGGUGAAGCCUACAACCAGACCAACUACUCUUAUACUUCCGACGACGAGCAAGUAAAACGCACCUUUCUCCUCGAUGUAAAUCCUUGGAUCUGGCAACGCGAGCGUGGCAACGGCAUGAACAUCAUUGACGCAAGGUGGAUCGACGUCCGUAACGGCCUCUUCAUCGACAUUACCGGUCUCUCGGAGACACACCCAGACGAUCAGCCUGGUGUCUGGAGUUGCAAAAACUAUCACCGCUACCGUACCGACGAGCUUUAUCCUCUGCGUGAAACAAUGUUCGAGGGCGUCAUAGCGAAGGUACCAUAUAGUUACGACAAGAUUCUAACGGAUGAGUACAAAGAGAGCGCGCUGGUAAACACUCAGUUUAAUGGGCAUGAGUGGGACCCCAACGCCAAGGUGUGGGAAAAGACGGAAGAAACACUGAGAAAGGAGGAGGAGGAGCAGAAGAAGAAGAAGGAGGAAGAAGAGAAGAAGAAGGAGGAAGAAGAGAAGAAGGCCGUCGAGCAGGCACAGAUGGCGUAGUGGGCCAGCUGGCCAUAGUACUACAUUAUCAUCUUGGGUUUCAUGAUUAGCGUUGCAUUGCAUCGCGUCGGCGUCCUGCGAAGUAUUGCUGG
This is a messenger RNA of Boeremia exigua, 1155 nucleotides long. RefSeq names its product LicD family-domain-containing protein. The coding region runs from base 116 to 1063 and encodes 315 amino acids. NCBI's taxonomy places the organism in Eukaryota, Fungi, Ascomycota, Dothideomycetes, Pleosporales, Didymellaceae. The record is from RefSeq and is a predicted model, not a curated record. The transcript has 3 exons.